AUGCCGGGGUUCGAGCUAGCGCCCGCGGACGGGGGCUGCCCGGUGGCGCUGCAGCCCGGCCAGACAGUGCUGGGAAGAGGCCCCCUGCUGGGAAUUACAGAUAAGAGAGUAUCCCGAAAACAUGCCAUAUUGGAAGUGGUGGGUGACCAGCUUCGCAUCAAACCGGUCCAUGUAAAUCCUUGUUUUUAUCAAUCACCCGAGAAUAGCCAUCUAUUACCAUUGGAAACAGAUGAAUGGCACUCUUUGAGCCCAGGUGACAGCUUUUCCCUGUUAAUAGACAAAUACAUUUUCAAGGUCCUCUCUACACACUCAGAUGUGGAAAGCACACUAAGGAAAAAUAGCAAGAUUGCUGCAGAUGAAACAGCAAAUAAAUCCUCUUCAAGUGGUCAUCCUAUCAAGAUGUCUUGUGAUCCAUCUUUAGUAGAAUUAACUUCAUGUUCCAAUAACAACAUACAAGUGAAAGCACAUUCUCUAUUGGAAAGGACAGCAGAAAUUCCAAAAAAUGAGACUUCUUCCAAGAGUUCGUUGUUUUCUGCUAGUUGUAAUGAAAGUGAGGAGCUAAAGCCUGUCUGGAGGAAAAGAAUGCUUCCAUCUUGGAUGUUGCAAGGAGACCUCAUGGUUCAAAGUCUUUCAACUCCAGUCCCUAAAAGAGGUGGUGGAGUAACAAGAGGCAGAGGGAGAGGAAAAAGCGAUAUGGAACCAUCAAAGUCAAGAGCAAAUGUGCAGGGGAGAAAACGGUUAGCUUCUGAAGAGCAUUUAGGGGAUUUCAAAGAGAUGGAACAGGAUCAGGGAAAAAAGAGCAAAACUACUGAAGAGGAAGCUACUGUCCCCCCAUCAUGGGAUGCAUCGGGAAUACCUCUUGCCAGGGCUAUGAGGAAAGUGGAAGAGAAUGAUAACAAGACUGUGUCACAAAAGAUUGAAAGUUCUGUGGCGAAAAGUGAUUGUCAGCUCCACAGCAAGAGGUCUGAACACAGGCUAGAUGCAAAAAGCCAGCUCUCCACUGACACAAAUAAAAUGAAUAAAAGGGAAAACAACGAUGAGGUUAUCCAUUCUGCAAGCCAACAGAUUCACCAGGACAAGCCAUCCCACUCUCAUGUUCCCCUAGCUGAGACUCAAGAGCUUGAUUUAAAUCAGGAUCCUGAAGCUGAAGAAUUUAACUCAGCCAGAAGCACAGAUGCUCUAAAGAGUUCUAAACAAACCAAGCAGAACAGGGCACCCUGCAUGUAUGGGUCAGGUUGCUACAGGAAGAAUCCACUUCAUUUUCAGCAGUUCAGUCACCCUGGUGACUGCGAUUAUCAUGACGUGGAGGUUGUAAGUCAAGAUGACGAUGACAGGCCUGAAUGUCCAUAUGGAACUACUUGUUAUAGGAAGAAUCCACAGCACAAGCUUGAAUACAAGCACACUGCACCUCCAGAAACUGAAACAAGAAGAACUAGACAGAAAACUACUAAAAGCGGAAAAAGUGUUUUGGAGGAGGACAGCGAUAAUGAUGGUGAACCGAAUGAAUAUGACCUGAAUGACAGCUUUCUAGAUGAUGAGGAGAAAGAGGAGUAUGACCCUACUGAUGAAGAUUCCGAUUGGGAGCCAGAUCCUGAAGACAAAGAUAACGAAGAUGUUGAAACACUUUUGAAAGAAGCACAAAAAUUUAUUAAAACCAAAAAGUAGUUUUGUCCAAAUGAUGUGAAGUACUUACAACGUACCUGUUUACAGGAUUGGUGGCGGUUUGGGGAAUGACUUUGAAAGCCAACUUUACCCAUGCUUGAGACACUACAAACAAGGAUUUUUAAUGAGGAAAAAAUGAGCAACAGCUUCCUUUUCUUUUGAUACACAUUGUUUUGCCUUCGAUUUUUUAGCUGAUGAAGUCAAAUCAUAAAGUCUGGGAUUAUAUUGUGGUUUAAUUGAAGAUUUUUUUAAAAAAAGUCUCUUUUCUGAGUCUUUUCCAACUUCUUCACAGCUCAUAUUGUCAGAGGGAGGAUUAAUGGAUUGGAAUGUAGCUAUUAACAUUCCUCAUGAAUAUCUUUCUAUGCUUGCAAAAAAAUAAGGAUUGUAGACCUACCUUAGGGAGGUGUAUAGUUUUGCUAAGGUGUAAUAUAUUCCAUGCUAAA
This is a messenger RNA of Emys orbicularis (European pond turtle), 2105 nucleotides long. RefSeq names its product aprataxin and PNKP like factor (gene APLF). NCBI's taxonomy places the organism in Eukaryota, Metazoa, Chordata, Testudines, Emydidae. Gene Ontology annotation, biological process: double-strand break repair. Bases 1 to 1665 code for a protein of 554 amino acids. Gene Ontology annotation, cellular component: site of double-strand break; nucleus. The record is from RefSeq and is a predicted model, not a curated record. The transcript has 11 exons. Gene Ontology annotation, molecular function: protein binding; 3'-5' exonuclease activity; DNA-(apurinic or apyrimidinic site) endonuclease activity.